Messenger RNA from Marchantia polymorpha subsp. ruderalis, 4715 nucleotides. NCBI's taxonomy places the organism in Eukaryota, Viridiplantae, Streptophyta, Marchantiopsida, Marchantiales, Marchantiaceae. The record is from the annotation of a GenBank genome assembly.
CCAUGAGUCCCAUCCGAUCCCAUCCCCCACCCGAUUCCUGCCUUACCUUCCCUUCCCUUGCUCGCCUUCGCUGGGCUUGCCUGUCAUCCAAGUGCAUGAGCGAACAAAGAAGUGAGCGCAGGCAGCCCCGCUUGGCACAUCAUCAUCCAGCCCUACUUCCUUGUGACCUCGUCUGUCUGCUGCUGCUGCGACUCUUUAGCAGGCCAUUCCAUUCCAUUCCAUCCACAUGCCGAGCCAUUCUUAUAAGAGCGAGCAAAGCUCUCUCAUAAGACGCUCCGCUUGCGUUGCGCUCGUGCUUCUGCUGCUCCUUGUGCAUUAGAAAAUAGAGCUGCCACCUGCAAGUGCGCAGCGGGCCUCAGAGCUCGACGAGCAUUCGGCCACUUGUUGGCUGCCGCCAUUGGUUUGGAAAUCCUUUCCCAGCGCGAUCUGCUUGCCGAUCCGCGGUUUGGUCUGCGCACGCACGGAUUCGGGUGCCGUUGAUGAGGUGCGAGGCAGGGCAGGGGCCGAGAGAGGGUGGGAGGGAGAGGAAAGAGCUGAGCGUCUCAUCGGGCCGAGGUUCUUUGUCUGCCUGCCUGUCUCGGUGAUGCUUCACGAUUUCGUGGAGAUUGCCCUCUUUUGUUGGUCGAGGUGUGGCGACUUCGGGGUUGUCGGUGUCCUGCCUCUUUCCCGUCUCACGCCCUUGUCUCUGUGAAUGGUCUCUAACGCGAGACCAUCACUGACCUUCACUUCGGCCCCUGUUUGUUUCCACAUUACCCCUCUCUCUUUGCCAAAUUUGAGGAGUGGGCGGAAUUCCAGUAUUUUUUUCAGUCCCUGUUGUAGGAAACCCUCUGACAGGGAUCUUCGUGGGGAAUCCACUUGCAUUGGCGUUUCAAGGAUUGAGACUGCCCAUGCGAGCGUCAAUGCCUCGGAUAGACAAUUCAGACCUUUAAUUCUUGCCGCCUCUCCCUCGUCAAAAGCGAGGUUUUAGCAGCCUUGUGUCAUUGGGCCCAUUUCAUUAUUCUUCAUUUGAGAUAUGCCAGAUCAAGAGCCUGAACUCCCGGUUUUCUAGGACUGAAGCAUUCGAUCCCAGUUACUUUCUACCGCAACACGCGGGACGUGUGGUUGAAGACGUUAUAGGGUUCUUGUCGAUUAUAAGUCGAGUCCAGAAUUUCACUCAGCCGGGAGCGCUUUGGAAGCUGAACACAGCAGCGAAGAUAUUCUGCGAGGAAUCGGCUCUUUGAGCUCCGAAAGGCGGAACAAGGAGGAUUGCAGGGUAGCUUCAGGUUUCCAAAAUUAGUCGAAUGGCGCAAGUCAAGGGGCAGCCGAAGGAGAAAGAGCCUCCUACCAGCGUAACAAGUGUGUACCUGCACGUCGUGGAGGACGUCAUUCAAAAUGUUCGGACAGAUUUUCAGAGCGAGGGCGUAGAUGAAAACGUGCUGAACGAACUUCAAGCGGUGAACUCUCUUGACCAUUCUUUCUCCUCUUCACUUAUAUCAUUCACAACUUGCUCAUUUUUUAAUGAAUGGCCUUCGAAGUGAGAGCAAAAGCCAUCGCCUUGUUCAAAGUGGAUGCUUGCCUCCGAAAGUCCACCGCUUGCUUGUCGUGAGUCGCGUACUUUGAGGUGCCUGUAUAGAAAUGUUGUCGGAACUGGAGACUGAAGGUAGGUUCCUAUUCUCUCUAUCUCGUCCAAACGGAUAUUUUAAUGCAAGUUGUUCUUAUGACUUGAAUACACUGCUGUUAAUUGUUCUUCACUAGUGAACUGUAAUUUUGCUCUUAAGCUGCUUGUCAAGAAGCAACCAGGGUCUCCUUAACGAGUGAAUUCUUCAAGUAUGGAUUCUGAGUUUGUUGUCUUAGAAGCCACUGAGCUGAUUUACUUUCAGUCAGCACUUUCAGGUCAGUGAUGGUGUCCCUUCUUGUCCUGAUCAAAAUUCAUAUUGAAGUGUAUGGCUCCUUUUCUAUGGGAGAGACGGCAGUUUCUAUCCACUUUUCAGAUCAUUAAAAAUAAUUCUGGGCUCUAGAAUUGCUUGAACGCCUCUACUGGGAGCCAGAGAUAGGAGCUGGUGAAGCUGCCUGUUACUUGUGAUGUAAAGGCUAACGCAAUGCUAUGUUGUUGUAGAAGAACUCUGGGACGGUGCAUUGCCACCUCCCUAUACAUACGGACCACUGUGAAGUCACGAUUAUUCAUUCCAUUAUUAUUGUCUAUACUUUUUAUUCUCGUUUAUUUGGGACGAUCGUUCUGGGUCCAGUUUAUCCGUUAUCUCCCUUGGUUCGUGGUCAUUUCUCUAACUCACUGAAAGUGACACAUGCGUGACGUAAUUUCAGUUCAUAAUGCACCAGGGAGUAAUUAGUAUUGUUUUUACUCAGCUUCCAUGCUGCCUCAGCAUCCUCCCAAUUGUUUUCCCCUCGGGAUUCUCUGGUCUAUCCCUAGCCGCUCAAGCAUGAUAGUUGUAAGCCUCGAGAAGGUCUGGAAGUUACGAGAGCCGCAUAAUUUCGAAGCACCUCUUGCACUUUCUGAUUCCACAAUAGGAGUGGGUACCACUAUACCACUGAGCAAACGUUUCCUUCGGAAGAAGAGGAGAAUCACUUUAAUGCCCCCGAAUUUUGAUUAUACCAAUUAAAGAUGAAAUCCUCCACCUUGGGUACUUGCCUGAAUAUUAUAAUCCAGAGCAGGGGCUAUCUCUUAAACACCAAGAAGUACAAGAUGGACCUCAGCCAAAACUGUACCCUGUAAGGAGUUAUGGGAAUUGAAGAUGAUGCAAGCUGGUGCGAUUCAAGGAGGACCACCAACAGAGGCUGCACCAGCACCAGUACCUGCCCCAGCAGCACCUGCCAAGGGAGUCGCUGCCCCAGUUACUCCUGUCCACGACCUGAACGUGCCCUAUGAGGCGACUGAGGAAUAUCAAACUCCAACUGUGGAGAUGCUUUUCCCUCCUACUCCGCAGGCAAUGACGCCACAGGUCAUGACACCUCUCGCGAUGACUCCUCAAGCCAUGACUCCACAAGUUGAUGUUAUGACACCAAUCUUGGAUAUGCCUUCGCCUGCUUUGACAAGCUCCGGGGAGCCGAUUAUGUUUCAGUACUUGCCUGCUGGUCCAAGUGAUUCUGGAGCCGGUGGAAAUGGCUUGGACCUGGAUACCAAGCUUGGGAGGCCUUCACCUUACAUGCAGCAGCCUAGUCCCUGGAUGACCAAGCAGCGGGGUGUGGAUGUAAAUAUAGAUAUGAAUGCGGCUUACGAGGAAGGUCAAGAGGAGGACGAAUAUGGACAACAACCAGUUACAAAGGACUUCUUCCAUCUGUCGACAGGAAAGCGAAAGCGAGAGGACAUGACUACUGGUUCUUACAUUCAAGGUUACAAUAUCCCUCAAGGAGAUGGAGCACAUCAGGCUCUUCCCUCUCAUCUGGAUAAAUCAUAUGCUGCAGAAUGGACUUCGCAAAGAUCAGCCGCAAAGAACCCUGAUCCCAGAUUAUGGAGGCAGGAAGCUAUUGUCGCGGAUGCUCGUGUAGCUUCCUUGGUGGGAGAAACUACAACUUCUAGGGAAAUUCCACAGCAGGAUGGCAUGGAUGACGACUACGAUGAUGGUGUUGCCGAGGAAGAUUACAAUGAACCUGGAGAGGAAGAACCACAGCCGGCGAAUGAUGCGACCCCAAAAAUAGCGAAGGUAGAGCCGACAGCAGGAGAUUCCGAAGGAGAACCUCCGUUGAAUGAAGACGACGAUGAUGAUUUGGAUGAUAACGAUCAAGGGGAUGAGGAACCUCAAACUGACCACCUUGUCCUCGCUCAAUUCGAUAAGGUAACAAGGUCGAAGAAUAAAUGGAAGUGCACGCUAAAAGAUGGAAUCAUGCACUUGAAUGACCGAGAUAUUCUCUUUGUCAAGGCGACUGGAGAGUUCGAAUUUUGAUAGCUUGAGAAGUUGCAAAAGACACUUUACACAAACCAAUGGCUAUUGGUUCCAUUUCUCUCAGACGUGUCUUGCUUACUGAUUUUUGUUGCGGAGUGUCAAACAUCCGGCAACCACACUAGCUCAGAAGGUCACGAGCAAGUCAACGCGAGGUGUGCGAAAGUCGGCCUAAUGUUGUGGUCUGACAGCGGGCCAUCUUAUCCUUAUCCAGUAGCACCAUUGGAAGAGCUCAUUUUGGGGAGUAGACUCGUCGAGGCAGUUCAUGGGUAAAUACAUAGUUUUACUGCCCCGCAGUCUCAACAAUAUUGUGUCAAUUCAACCCAUUCGAGAGUCUUGAUUGAGCUGAUUCCUGUAAACCUCCCCCGUCGGUACCGUCUUUGUUGUCAAUUGUUGGGACCUAUUACCAGUCUCCUGCAGGACACAGGUGGAGGGAGGUAUAUUGGAUUGCGGAAUCUAGUCUCACCCUGUAUAUUAACACUAGUUAGUGUUCUCUUCUCGGGAGAGAGUUUUGCACUAACUGAGCUGGCUGCAAUUGCUAAAUAAAAGGACCAGAGGAAGUGAAUGUGAACUUUGGAGUGUCUGGAGUCGGGAAUCCGUGUGGACAGCGAAGUUCAUCAUGACGUUGGCGGAAGAGCACAUAGAUACUGCGUAGCAUUCGUAGUCCAGAUCAACUGUAUUAGCAGAAGGACAAUCACAGUCAAUUGCCCGAGUAGGACUCGUCAGAGUUUCAUGUCAUUCAUGAUGAGAAUAUUUUUGACUCAAAUUGGAGUACCGGAGAAAGGGUCGUUUAUCAUGUACUUUGGAACUUUGUAAGAUGUUUACAAACAUUAAAUUCCA